UUUUCGUCGGAAGUCGUAAUUUCUUAACACGGUCUCUCAGACGAGGCCCGUCGUAAUCAUUGUUUUGCCUACUGCUUUACUCUAUGGAUCCAGUCGUCAGAAAAUUGCGAAAGAAACUGAGACAAAUAGAAGCUCUAGAGAAAUUAGGAAGAGAGCUGAGCAGCGAAGAAGCCGACAAGGUCGCACGAAAACACGAAAUCCGCACAGACCUGCAAUCGAGACUGCAGGAGAGCAACAGUCAGCAAGACUUGGCGUACGAUACCUCUUCCGUACUCACUACAGAAGUCUCAAGUGUGUCUGAUGAAUCAACUUGUAAUGAGAAGACAAACAUUAGACGCGGUCACGUGAGAGAACCAGAAUCAAGAUACCCGGAUAAUGACGUCACAACUAAUGUUACAACGGGCGCAGUCUCUUUACAACAACCGCAAGAUUCGCUUAAUAAACAAGAGAAACAAAUGUAUCAACAAGUAAUCAACCAGAAUGACCAACAAAUUGAAAAUGGCAAAACUAAUUCGUUACCUGCGAAGGAACAUGGAGACGACAGUGCAACAGAUGAGAGUCGUGUUGAUAGUAUAGAUGUGUCUCCGGUUGUAGCAAAGGGCCAAUCUAGGAAGAAACAAAGCGGCAAGAAACGAGCUCCGUCAAAUGCAGAGAUCUUUCGGAGUGGAAAGUUUGGCGUCCAAUUAUUAGAGGGCCACAACGAUCGCAUUCUAUCAGUAGAUUGUGAUGACUCCAUUGUGGUGACUGGAAGUGUAGAUACUAUGGUGAAAGUUUGGGAUGCUGCUAGUGGAGUGGAGCUGAAGAGCCUCGGAGGUCAUGAAGGGGCUGUUACGUCAGUCGUGAUUGUAGGGAAACAUGAGCAAUUAUGUAUAGCUGAUAGUUCUGGUGGUUAUGAUUAUCCUGAUGACAGUUGUGUGAUCAUCAGUGCAUCUCUGGAUUGUACGUUCCGACUGUGGAAUGAAAGAGAAGGUUUACUGAUCAAGUCAGUUUACACCUUUUCUCCUCUGAGAUCCGUACGCUACUCUUCUAAGAAAAUUCUGACAGGAUCUGAUGGAGGAAAGUUGGAGUUGUGGGACAUCGAAACUUGCAGCAAUAUCGUAUCCAUACGUGAGCACGAUGUGGCCAUUGCUUCUAUUUGGUUUGACUUCCCUGAUGUUGUGACUGCGGACGUGUUGGGAUGUGUGAUAGUGUGGCACGUUAGCCGGUCGGCACCCGGUGUGUGUACAUUCGAGAAAAAGGGAAGUCGUCGUUUAGAUUCAAAACACACCGAUUCGAGUGACGUCACAAACACUGCACUCUACCACUACACAAUACACUCACUCUGUGUGAAUAUGGACAAACGGCGUGUUUACUGGGGUGACAAUGGCAUUAAUAUCAAAAUGUGGAAUAUUGAAACAGGAGAUGUAGCCAAGCUACAAAAUCAUUCAGGAUGUUGGGGAAGCACGAAUGCUGUUGCACUCUGUGGCCUGUGGGUCGUAGCAGCCGGUUACAAUCUAGAUUCAGGGCAAGGCUAUCUGACUGUUAGGAAUGCAGACGACAACACCUAUGUAGCAACAGUAUCCUGUCCAGACUGUCCGUGCAUCGACUGUCUAACAUGUUGUCCUUCGUCUGGAAACGACAAGAGAUGGCGAUGGUUCACAGGCGGUAAACAACUAAGAAUGUGGGAGUGGUCAGACCCGAGUAGAAAACUUCCCAGAAAAAGUGGACCUCGAUCAAUAGUAUCACCCAUUUCCGAUCCUCAAUUCGAGGAGGCACGUGAUACAGACACAGAAGAAUCUGAGUCAGAUUCGGAAUCUAAUGGAAGCUCAACCGAGCAGCCAAGCGACCCUAAAUCGACAAAAAAUCUCGACGAGCAGCCGCAGUACUCAUCGAUCUGGUCCUGGUGCAACAUACUGUAGGUCGAUGCUUCAAUACGUAGACAUCCAGUUGAGUCAUUUGUUCGUAUUCAAACCGACCGAG
This is a messenger RNA of Corticium candelabrum, 1959 nucleotides long. RefSeq lists its product as uncharacterized. Lineage: Eukaryota; Metazoa; Porifera; Homoscleromorpha; Homosclerophorida; Plakinidae. Bases 84 to 1898 code for a protein of 604 amino acids. The record is from RefSeq and is a predicted model, not a curated record. The transcript is spliced from 9 exons. Gene Ontology annotation, molecular function: protein binding.